AUGCCUGCACAACAGCGGAAAGGAAAUAAGGCGGCACGAUCGAAAGCCGGCUCGAAAUUUAAAGGCAAAGGGCGUCAAUCGAAGAACGAAGUGGUUGAUGUGUACGAAGCCGAUUAUAACGAAAGUUUAUCGAGAAAGGGUCAUGAUCUAGACGAAGUGGAUGACUUUGAAUACCAUGCUGGCGAGAUCAAAGGGUCAGAUGACGAAGAAAUCGAUUCCGACGAAGCUUUUGACGAAUCCGAUGACGAAAGAUUUGAUCAUUUCAUGUUUAAAGGGUCCACUAAACCUUCGGAAAAGAAGAAACUUUUGAAAUCGGCCAAGCGAUCGCUUGGAAGUGACGAUGAUGUUGACGAGGAGGAGGAGCAAGAGAUCGAUUUGAACGAAUCCGAGAGUGACAGCGAUCGUGACGACGAAGAUGAGGAGGAGCUGGAAGAUGGCGAAGGAUUUGUCGAUUUAUCAACGAUGCUGGACAAUAACGACGAAGAUCAGGGCGCUGUCGUCAAGCAACUGAUGCCCCAACAAGCCGAAAGCGAAGAAGAGACAUGGCAUGGUUUCGGUGAUCUGGCUGGAACAGAUGCCGAAGAGAGUGAAGCUGAGGAGGAGGACGAGGACCGUAUGAGCGAAGAUGAAGAUGAAGACGAACAGGACAAAAAAGUGGUUCGAUUUAUCGAUGCUUUGGAAACCAAAAAGCGCAAGCGAGGCGAUGAUGAAGACGGUAAACGCAAACGUCCGAUUGCCGAAAGAACCGAAGCAUAUCAAGAGUCCGAGUUCAAUUUACCCGUUCGAUCCUCUGGAACAUCGGCGGUGAAGAAGAAACUGGAUUUGGGCGACUUGAUGGAUUCAAUGGCCGACGAAGCCUCUUUUGGUACGUUGCGCAAGAGUCUCGAAGAAUUGGAAGGAAAAGGCAAAGGUGUCGUCAAGAGCGCACUCGAUGCUCCUCUGCCAAAACGUAUCCAGGAUCGUCUUGAACGUCAAGCCGCGUACAAGGAAGCCACCAAAGAAGUCAGCCGAUGGGACACUACUGUGAAACAGAAUCGUGAAGCUGAACAUUUAUUCUUCCCUCUGCAAGCUCCUCCCUCUGAGAAGUUGUCGAACAAGGUCAUGGGGGCCAAGUUUGAGCCGCAAACCGAUCUCGAGAAACAGAUUCACCAAGCUCUCGAAACCGCCGGCAUGAAAGACAAGGAAGUCGAAGCGUUCGAAGCUUUGCAAUUGAACAAGUUGUCGGUGGAGGAGGUUGAAGCUCGCCGGGCCGAACUUCAAAUGAUGCGAGAGCUCAUGUUCCGUCACGAAAUCAAAGCGAAGCGUUUGAAGAAGAUUAAGAGUAAGAGCUACCGCAAGUUGCAACGCAAGGAAAAAGCACGAUUGGAACUUCAGGCGAAUCAGUUAUCCAAUGUGGAUCAUGAAAUGUCUCAUGAAGAUCAGUUAAAGGCAGCAAUGGAUCGUGCAGAAGAGCGCAUGACUUUGAAGCACAAGAAUACCAGCAAGUGGGCGAAGCGUGCGUUGGCCCGUGGACAACAAGAUGAAGGUACACGCGAAGCUAUCAUGGAACAAUUACGAAGGGGUGAGGAGCUUCGACGUAAAGUGCAAGGCUUGGGAUCGGAUGACGAUUCCGAUGCCGGAAGUGAUCAAGAUCAAGAUCUUGACAGCGAUAACGACGUAUCGAAUGCCUUGUCCCAAAUGGAGCGUGAAUUGGACGAGGAUACGCAACCUAAGAAGGGUCUAUUCCAAAUGAAGUUUAUGCAAGAUGCCGAAAAGAGAAAGGAGCAAGCGAAUAAGGCCAUGCUCGAAGAAUUUAAAAACGAAUGGCUUGCCCCUGACAGCGAUGACGAUCAGCCAGCAGAAUCCCAGGAAUCCAACUUUUCCCAUGUCCAGAACAAUCCUGGUCGUAUGGCUUUUGGUGCGAAAAAGAAUGAAACUAAAAACUCAGAGACAGAAGAGACAACCAAGUCGGAGAAACGGUCAGUGGGUCUUAACGAGGCUGGUCAAGUCAAGAGCGUAUCACAUUCAGCAUCACAUAAUACUCGUACUUCCGGUCCCGUCAACUUGAAAAAUAAGAGCCCGUUGGCCGAAUUGGAUGAUGAUCAAGCGGAGAGUAAUCCUUGGCUUCAGAACGAUACCUCACGUCUUGCAAAGAAGGCUUCCAAAAGCAACAAAGCCAUCAACGGCAAGAACGAAACCAAAUCCGAGCAAAAUAUUUCCAAGAUUAAGAAGAACAAAAAGGAAGCACAAGCACUGCAAGAUACCGAGGAUGUUGAAAUCGAUCUUUCCAAAGCAUUGACCGUUAAGAGCCCAGCCAAGAAAUCGGAAGCCAAGGCGGUCACUGUGUCGGUUGCAGAGAAUGCCUCGGAUGAUGAUGAUGAAAGUGACGAUGACAAGGCCGUGGAAAACGCUAUUGUGCAUUCAUCAAAGGUCGCCUUUAGCCAGCGCGAGCUCGUGGCCAGAGCUUUCGCCAAUGACAACGUGGUAGAAGAAUUUGAAGAAGAGAAGCGGGCUACGAUCAAACAAGACGAUGAUAAAGUGGAAGAUAUGACGUUACCAGGCUGGGGCGAUUGGUCCGGCAAAGGAAUCAAGAAGAGAAAACGCACCCGACCGGAACUGCUCAAGAAAACCAAGGGUAUCAAGCCCGAACAGCGCAAGGAUAUCAAGUUGGCCAAUGUCAUUAUCAAUGAGAAGCGAAACAAAAAGGUUGAAAAAUACCAAGUUACCAAGGUUCCGUUCCCUUUCCAGAAUAUGGAGCAAUACGAACGUUCUCUGCGUGCCCCUGUUGGCAAGGAAUGGAAUACACGCGAUACUUUCCAAAAGAUGACCAAGCCAAGAGUCAUGACCAAGCUUGGUACUGUCAUCGAUCCUCUCAGCGCCCCAUUCCAGUAG
Molecule: messenger RNA, 2871 nt
Organism: Radiomyces spectabilis
Lineage: Eukaryota; Fungi; Mucoromycota; Mucoromycetes; Mucorales; Radiomycetaceae
Product: Utp14 protein-domain-containing protein
Exons: 4
Coding region: 1-2871 (956 amino acids)
Biological process (GO): rRNA processing
Cellular component (GO): nucleolus; small-subunit processome
Source: RefSeq, a predicted model, not a curated record